Molecule: messenger RNA, 1644 nt
Organism: Rangifer tarandus platyrhynchus (Svalbard reindeer)
Lineage: Eukaryota; Metazoa; Chordata; Mammalia; Artiodactyla; Cervidae
Source: the annotation of a GenBank genome assembly
AUGUACGUUUACUGUCGACUUCGUGGCAGGCUCGCUCAUGAACGCUCGCUGGAGCUCUUGGAUGUGUUGUGCUCCCUUCUGAUUCACAAAGUCCUCCUGGCAAAUAGAAGCCACUGGGCCAAACAGAAAAGGCAGGACCAUGGCGGGAAGGACUGUCCUCCCCCUCGUGGCCGCCUCGGGGGCGGCACUCUCAGCCCCAAGAAGCCUCUGAGAUCCGAGGAGGUGCCGGGAGUGAGGUUGUCCACGCUGUUACGCUCUGGACCGCUGAUGGAGGAGUUUCUGACCAAAAGAAGCCGAUCAGCUGCCAUCCUGGCUGAUCAGCGACAUCGCAGCCCCUCCCCGCCACCAUUUACGCACCGGGACAACCGUGCGGUUACAAGGUGUGCGGUGCGAAGCCCCCUCGAGGGGCAGGACUCGGUGGGCGCAGCCUCUGCCUUUUACCCGCCGAGACCCAGGGGACCCGACGAGGGGGCGUCGCUGCGCCCCUGGCCGGGAGGUGGAGGGCAGGGGAGGCGCCGGCCCUCCGACGGCCAGAGCCGUCCGGGCCCGGCGAGGACGCCCCCGGUCCCGUUCGGCCCCACACCUGUCCGCCGUGUCCGUAAGAAAAGAGACAGCACCCAGGUCUCGCCGUGGACUCCAGCCAAACACAUGGACGUGAAGAAUAUAAGGCUCCGCGAACUCAGCCGGUCGCGGAGGGAAAGGAACCGGUACCCGUGCGGUCGUCAGGAGAGGCCCCGAGGCCAGGUCAGAGAUCUGCAGGAUAACGGUGUUUUGUGUAGUCUUCUCCUGGCCUUGACCCAGUCUCAGGUCCAGUGUGAUUCACCGUUCUCAUCUUUGCGUUUUCCCGAGGCUGUGGAACUGGCACCGUUUCUCGGCGGAGCAGGAGGCACUCUUUGUCUCCAGCCGAAAGAGUGGAGGGACGCGCUGUGGCGCUGUCUCUGUGGCGCAAUGGGCGGAGCCACCCGUCUUUCCCGGGAGAGCCGCGCCGGAUCCAAGCCUCCGACAACUGAAGAAGCCGUGGGCAAGCCGGGCGUCGGGCGAUUCCGAAGGAAGAAGUGCCGCCGAGCGUCCCCGCCGCAGAAGCAGCGCGCGGGAGAUGCCCCGGGCCUGAGCCGGGGUGGGGGGUGGGGGGCCGGAGGGAAGCUGAACUCCGGGUGGGCUCGUAACGGUUCUUUCUUUGCUCCGCCUUCACCUAGCCGUCUGCGCCGCCAGCGCUGCCUUGCUCCGAUCGGCCGCGGUCCGUGGGGCAAGAGCUGGAACCAGCUGGUGGGGAAGGUCGGUCCAAAGGUACAAACGCGAAGAGCCAGGAAAGCUGGCGAGGUGGAGACGAAGACAGCCAGACUUCCCAGAAAGAGCGUGCCAGAUCUGGGGAGAGUACAGCUACGCACCGGAAAGCAGGGCUCGCCCUCGCUGACUCCCCAGUUCCCGGAAGCCGCAGGAGCCUGGGGCUUUAGGUGCCUCUCAGACCCAGACCAUCCCGACGCCCAGGAGGAAGGACACAACCCCUUACGGGCUGCAGACACGCGCCUCAGUGGCCUUUUUCACGGCGCCGGCGGUCAGUGGGCUCGGCUCUCGGAAAUGAUCCAUGCUUUAAAGCCACCCGGAACCGAGGACCCGCCCUCCCCUCUGUUCCGAUGCGCCUAA